Cinclus cinclus is the source of this 2813-nucleotide messenger RNA. RefSeq names its product spermine oxidase (gene SMOX). Lineage: Eukaryota; Metazoa; Chordata; Aves; Passeriformes; Cinclidae. The transcript is spliced from 8 exons. The record is from RefSeq and is a predicted model, not a curated record. Bases 876 to 2483 code for a protein of 535 amino acids. Gene Ontology annotation, molecular function: polyamine oxidase activity.
CCGACAGUCCCCUCCGGCACCGCACCGCACAGAGAGGAUUCAGCUCUUCAUGCAUUUCUAAAGCUGGUGGUAAAAAGUGGAUGUGAAGAUUAUUCUGAGAGGUAGCACUCAAAUAUAAAGCAUGACAGAAAACAGAUCAGCCAGCACUAGAAGCAUUAUUGGCUAAGGUAAACUCUUUCACUUUAUUUUUUUGGGGGAAAAAACCCCAAAACUUGCUGGUAUGUAUUGUUCCAGGUGUUUCCUCUGGAUCUAUUAACACCUCUGUUAUACCUUUCAGUGGGAGAGAGUAGGAAGUGUGUGUGAAAGGUUUGUCUGCACACAGAGAGCAUUUGUCCUGAGACAACUGAAGAAACUCUCACCAAAAUGAAGGCUGGUCUGGACAGGUCUGAAGCAUCUUUUGGCAUCGACUUGUGUUUAUUGCUGUGGGAAGAGCAGGUAGGGAGGAGCAGUCUGGCUUUUUUUCUUUGAACUAUCAGUAUGUAUCUUUGAACUCCUCAGUUUUCUUGUAGAGUUUUUCUGUGAUAACUUGUAUAAUGUGAGUCCUCGGUUUCUCUUGUUCUCUUUCCAAUUGCAGUGAAAGCUCUGGUGUUUCAUUGCUUACUUUUUUUCUCUGUCAGUUGCAGACACUGGGAUCUUUAGUCAUGUGGAAGGUAUUUUCUUGUCAGCUUUAGAGUCUGAAGUACCUGCGAGCACUGAAGGGGUAUAAAGUGAUGUAGACUCUUGGGCAAAAUCCCUUUUCCAGUGUUCCUUGAUAAUGGUUUCUUAGAACCGAAGAGUAAGUGAAGUGGCACAGGAGAUGUGAAGCUCUCCCAUCUGACCUCCUGCUCAAGGCAGGGCCAGCAUCAAAGGUUCCUUAGAAAGAGAGCUUGGACGGCAUGCAAAGUUGUGAAAUAUCUGCAGACAGCACGGAUGAUCCUCUUAGUAGUGGCCUACGGAGAAAGCGGCAGCCUCGAAUAGUCGUGAUCGGUGCUGGGCUCGCGGGCCUGUCGGCAGCCAAGGCGCUCCUGGAAAGCGGAUUCACGGAUGUAAGAGUCCUCGAGGCGACCGACCGCAUCGGGGGCCGCGUGCAGAGCGUCCAACUCGGGCAUGCCACUUUUGAACUGGGAGCUACGUGGAUUCAUGGUUCACAUGGAAACCCAGUCUAUCAUCUAGCAGAAGACAAUGGUUUGCUUGAAGAGACCACAGACAGUGAGAGGAGCGUUGGGCGGAUCAGUCUUUACUCCAAGAAUGGGGUGGCUUAUCACCUCACCAACAGCGGGCAGAGGAUCCCGAAAGAUGUGGUUGAAGAAUUCAGUGAUUUAUACAACGAGGUCUAUAACCUGACUCAGGAGUUCUUCCAAAGAGGUAAACCAGUCAAUGCUGAGAGCCAGAACAGUGUGGGUGUUUUCACACGGGACGUCGUGCGCAAACGCGUCAAGGCCGACCCGGAUGACACGGAGGCCGUCAAGAGGCUGAAACUGGCCAUGAUCCAGCAGUACCUGAAGGUAGAGAGUUGUGAGAGCAGCUCCCACAGUAUGGAUGAAGUCUCGCUGAGUGAAUUUGGGGAAUGGACCGAAAUUCCCGGGGCUCAUCAUGUCAUUCCUUGUGGUUUCAUUAAAAUUGUGGAGAUUCUGGCCCGCUCCAUUCCCAAGUCUGUCAUUCAGCUCCGCAAGCCAGUCAAGUGCAUUCACUGGAACCAGUCAGUCAGCAAGGAGAUUGAGAGGGUGGCUGACCACAACAGUGACCUCCCUGAGGAGAACAAGGGCUCCAAUGUCUUCGUAGAGUGCGAGGACUGUGAGUUCAUCCCAGCUGACCACGUCAUUGUGACUGUGUCCCUGGGAGUCUUGAAGAAGCGCCACGAGAGCCUGUUCCAUCCCCGCCUGCCUGAGGAGAAGGUGAUGGCCAUUGAGAAAUUGGGAAUCAAUACCACUGACAAGAUCUUCCUGGAGUUUGAAGAGCCUUUCUGGAGCUCUGAAUGCAACAGCAUCCAGUUUGUCUGGGAAGACGAGGCGGAGAGCGAGAGCUUGACUUAUCCUGAGGAGCUGUGGUACAAGAAGAUCUGCAGCUUUGAUGUGCUGUACCCACCCGAGAGGUACGGCCAUGUCCUCAGUGGCUGGAUCUGUGGAGAAGAGGCUUUGAUUAUGGAGAAGUGUGAUGAUGAAACUGUGGCAGAAACCUGCACUGAAAUGCUACGUAAAUUUACAGGGAACCCAAACAUUCCGAAACCUCGCCGGAUCCUGCGGUCCUCCUGGGGCAGCAAUCCCCACUUCCGUGGAUCCUACUCCUACACCCAGGUUGGGUCUAGUGGGGCCGACGUGGAGAAACUCGCGAAACCGCUGCCUUAUGCUGAGAGCUCCAAAACUCCUCCCAUGCAGGUGAUGUUUUCAGGGGAGGCCACUCACAGGAAGUAUUACUCCACGACCCACGGUGCUGUGCUGUCUGGGCAGAGGGAGGCUGCUCGGCUCAUCGAGAUGUACCAGGACCUGCUGCAGUGCCCGACCUGAGGGAGCCCUGCAUGACCACCACCUCCUCCUCCCAAAUCCUCCUGCAGGUGUGUGGAGGGCUUCUGUUUUAUUUCAGCUCGCAGUAGAACAGCCUUUUAUCUUUUCUAUUAAAUAAAAAAAUAAAAAACCCUAAUUGUUAAAAAUGUUAGUCAUCAAUAGCUUCAUUUCCAUAUGCUGUAUUGUUAACGGGGAAGGGUGCUCCUUGUGGUCUGGUAAACUGUUUCUCUGUCAUUUUAAUUCUAAUUUCACUUUUGGUGCCUAUCACGUUUGUUUUGUUUCUUUUUUCUUUCUGUAUUGUAAGUGCCUUCUAUACUAAAAUAAAUGUUGUAA